Molecule: messenger RNA, 3863 nt
Organism: Sciurus carolinensis (gray squirrel)
Lineage: Eukaryota; Metazoa; Chordata; Mammalia; Rodentia; Sciuridae
Gene: Galns
Product: galactosamine (N-acetyl)-6-sulfatase
Exons: 11
Coding region: 2175-3191 (338 amino acids)
Molecular function (GO): arylsulfatase activity; N-acetylgalactosamine-6-sulfatase activity
Source: RefSeq, a predicted model, not a curated record
CACGGCCCCACUCAGACCCUUACAAACAAGGGGCCUCUGGGAACCCUGAGUCCUCAGUGCACUUAGAGUUCCACCAGGUGCUUCUAAAAGCUGGGCGUGGCCCCAGGGUGGUUUCCCUGGUGUGCUGGUAGGAUCUCAGUUCAGGCCAGAGGCUGGGACACAGCCUUGCAGAGCCACUUCAUGGGGUUGGACUCUGUGGGCAAGCGGGCACAUCACCCCAGGACACAGUCUCAGCCCCUACCACCGCCCACCGUGCUUUCACCUCUGCUCCUGUGGGGCCUCCUGCCAUAAAGGAGCCACACGAUUGCACACACAGGGUGUGGGUGAGGCAGGCACCAGCAAGUCAGCAGCAGGGAAGGAUGCGAUGUAGUGGAACUCAUUGCUACACCGUGUCCUGUUUCAAGCACAGGAAACUUUUAUCUCCUUUGCUCCCUGGAGACUCUCAAGUGUAAAGUUGGAGGUCCCAUGGGCCCUGGCCUGUAGUAGCCCUUCCCAUGCUGUAGCCACAGGCCCCUGUUCUUCAGGAGGCCGCCCCCAGUUGUCUGCCUCUGUGACUUCUCUGCUGCCUGGGGCCCUUCUUGUGGGCUCCCCUGGGGACUCUUCUCUGAGCAUGUUGGUCAUAGGAAUGUGGAAUCUGCUGAGAUCAGAAUGUAAUGGUUGGAAAAUCCAGGCACUCAAAGGCUGACGAGGAGCGCUGUCACUCUGAAGACGGGCAGGCACGGCGGAGGAGUAGAGCUGAGUGGGCACUCGGACCCAGGUCCUCUCACAGGCAGGGCAGGGCCCCUCAUUGCCUGCAGUCCCUGAGCAGGUACAAGGAAGGCCCGGGGGAGUCAUGGCAGAGCCCAGGCCUUGAGGGCCAAGGAGGAUCCCAUGGCCCUGGUGACAAGCCCAGUGGUGACCAGCACUCUGUGCCUAGCCUGGUGGCUCUGCCCUGAUGCAAAGCCUUCCAUUCACUGGCACACUUGGGGCAGCUGGAGCAGAACAGGAGGAUCUGCAUGGGGCUGCCUGAGAGGUGUCUCGGAGCAGAGGUGCCAGGCAGGGCCAGAGAAGCAGCUGUGCUCUGACUUGGGACAUGGGCACGGUGGGCAACAGGCCAGUGGGGUGGGGGCAGCACAAGGUCUAGGAGACCUGGGGCAGGUCCUGCAGCUGUUCCUCAGUGAGGGGUCCUGACCCCAGCAGGCCCCACUGCCAGCCUGAGGGUUAUUGUGGGCCAUGGCCAGGACCAUCCUGAAGUCCUUCAUCUGGACAUCAGUGCCAAGGAUCUGAAUAGUGUCUGCCUGACCAAGCCCUCAGGGCUGACCAGGCCUGGACUCCUGCAGAGAGACUGCAUGAUCUGCUCAUAGCCACACAAAGCAAGUGGGGCUGGGGCACGUGCCCUGUUCGCUGCAGCACCCUGCUCCGGCUCUCCUGCUGGCCCACAGCUGACCGUCACCAUUGCAGCUGUGUCCAAGCAGGACUGUGGCUUGACCCCCCAAACAAAGGCCUUCGUGCUGACAGAUGUGAUGCGGGCAGCCACCUGCCCAGCAAUGCUCAGGAAGGACAGGUUGUCACGGGAGACACACGGGACACAGCACAGGCCGCAGCUCAGGGUCUGGAGGUCAAAGCAGCACAGGUGCCUGCCAGGAAGGAGAGAAGGGGCAGCAGCCAGAGCUAGGCCACCAUCCUGGGAAAGCAGCCAGCCUGCUGCCCCUGGUCCUCCAGCCCACUGCCCCUGCAACCCUGCCCACGGAGUGACCCAGUGAGCACUGCACGACUGGAGUGCAGGGUUCCCGAGAGUGGUCAGGAACGGCCUCCACAGGGACUGUCCCAGGACUCUUGGAAGAGGACUCUCCUGCCAUCAGGCUGCCCUGGCUGGACCUGGCCGUGGCUCAAAGCCAGCCCUGGGAGUCACUGCUCUGACACGGUUUUGAAGACCAGGUGGGAGCUGGGUUCCUUGCAGGGCCGACGGCCUUGCUCAAGCACCACUUGCGGCCACUGGCCCACUUGACUGGGAGCUGGAGCCGAGUGCCCACACCUCUCGGCAGCCUUCCGUCAGCUGCUGGCAUCUGGGCCACAGGCCCGAGUUCCACCCGCUGAAGCACGGAUUUGACGAGUGGUUUGGAUCCCCCAACUGUCACUUUGGACCAUUUGACAACAGGGCCAAGCCCAACAUCCCCGUGUACAGGGACUGGGAGAUGGUCGGCAGAUUUUAUGAAGAAUUUCCAAUUAACCUGAAGACUGGAGAAGCCAACCUCACCCAGAUCUACUUACAGGAAGCCCUGGAUUUCAUCAGGAGACAGCAGGCCAGGCAGCGCCCAUUCUUCCUCUACUGGGCCAUCGAUGCCACCCACGCGCCUGUCUAUGCCUCCAGGCCUUUCUUGGGUACCAGCCAGCGAGGGCGCUAUGGGGAUGCUGUCCGCGAGGUCGACGACAGCGUGGGAAGAAUCCUGAGGCUGCUGCGGGACCUGAGCCUCACGGAGAACACCUUCGUCUUCUUCACGUCAGAUAACGGCGCUGCCCUCGUUUCUGCUCCCGAACAAGGUGGCAGUAAUGGCCCCUUUUUGUGUGGGAAGCAGACCACAUUUGAAGGUGGGAUGAGGGUGCCUGCGAUCGCGUGGUGGCCUGGGCACGUCCCUGCAGGCCAGGUGAGCCAUCAGCUGGGCAGCAUCAUGGACCUGUUCUCCACCAGCCUGUCCCUUGCAGGCCUGAAGGUGCCCCAUGACAGAACUGUUGACGGCCUCAACCUCCUGCCCGCCAUCCUGCAGGGCCAGCUGGUGGACAGGCCAAUAUUCUAUUACCGUGGCAACACGCUGAUGGCGCUCACUCUCGGCCUAUACAAGGCCCACUUCUGGACUUGGACUAACUCCUGGGAGGAGUUUAAACAGGGCAUCGACUUCUGUCCUGGGCAGAACGUCUCAGGAGUCACCACCCACACCCAGGAAGAGCACACGAAGCUGCCCUUGAUUUUCCACCUGGGACGAGACCCCGGGGAGAGGUACCCGCUCAGCUUCGGCAGUGCGGAGUACCAGGAUGUCCUUGGCAGGAUCACUCCAGCUGUCCAGCAGCACCAGGAGGCCCUGAUCCCUGGACAGCCCCAGCUCAAUGUGUGCAACCAGGCAGUCAUGAACUGGGCGCCUCCAGGCUGUGAAAAGUUAGGGAAGUGUCUGAGGCCUCCAGAGUCUGUCCCAGAGAAGUGCUCCUGGCCCCAUUAGCACCUGCUUGGAUCCCAGCCAGGCCCAGAAUCUCCACAGGCCCUGCAAGUGCCCAAGGGCAGGAAGUCUCUGACCUCAGGACACCCCAUUAAAGAGCGCCAACUGCCAGCUGCUCACUGCCAGACAGCACCUGCAACCAGCAGCGGGGCCUGCAAGACACCUGCCAGAGACCUGGUUCCAAAGUUCAUUCCUCGCUGCUCCUCACCCACCUGGCCCUGCAGCCCAUCGCCCCAGCUGGCUGUGAAGGAGGCCAUAGGCCCAUUGCUGCCUCCUGGCUGUUCCUGCGUCUGUUUCCAUCUUGGUGUUGAAGGACUGCUGGCAGCAGUGUGAUUCCAUGCUGAGCCCUUCAGUACUGUUGGGAUGCUCUCCCUGCACCACCCCACAAGGCUGUGGGCAGGAGUGGGAUGGGGAGGAGACAGACACUCCACCCCAAGAUGGGGUACCCACACCACUGCUUCUGUGGAGGGUGGCAGUGUCCUUGACUCUGUCCCAGCAUCCGUGAACCUGUCUGCUGUGGGUGCCGCCUGCCCUCCUAGGCAUUGCACGUGGUCUCAAGGCCCGUGAGUCACCUUCCACGAGUGGGUUUUCACAUCUGUACACUGGCUGUCAUACCAAAACGAACUGUAAAAGUUGCGAAGUUUCAAAGAAAGUAGGCUUAUAAUAAAGGAACAA